AUGGCGGGUCCUCCCCUCUCGUUAGGGGCUCUGAUAUUCCUCAGCAGCGUUUUCUCUGCCAGUUCCUCCUUUCAGCCAGCCCUGGUCCUGGACAUGGCUCAGAUACUCCUGCAUAACUACUGCUUCCCGGAGAACCUUGUUGGCAUGCAGGAUGCGAUACAGCAAGCCAUCAACAGCGGCGAGAUCCUCCGAAUAUCAGACCCAAAAACCCUGGCUACUCUGCUGACCACCGGGGUGCAGGGUGCACUCAACGACCCUCGGCUGACCAUCUCCUACGAGCCCAACGCCGUGAACGCAAGGCCACCGACCCGGUCCCGUCUUUCUCCCGAGCGGCUGAUGAAGAUGGUCAGGAAUUCCGUCAAGUUUGAGUUACUGGAGAACGACACCGGAUACCUGAGGAUGGACCGGAUAAUGGGGAAGGAGGCGGCAGAAAAAAUCAGCUUGUUCCUCCUGGAGAACGUGUGGAACAGGGUCUUUCCGACGUCGGCCCUGAUUCUGGACCUGCGCUACGCCGCCUCCGUGGACACGUCCGGUAUCCUGUACGUUGCGUCUUACUUCUUUGACGCCUCGCAGACCGUCCACAUCGACUCUGUGUACAAUCGACCGACCAACACGACCCAGGAGCUGUGGACUCUACUCGCACUGCCUGGGAAAAGGUACGAAAAGCCUAAAGACCUGAUCAUUUUAAUAAGCAAACGCACCUCUGGUGCCGCUGAGGGAAUUGCGUACACCCUCAAGCACUUGCACCGAGCUAUUGUGGUUGGGGAGAGGUCUGCCGGGGGUUCCAUGAUCAUAGAGAAACUGAGGAUAGGGGACUCAAAGUUUUACAUCACCGUUCCGGUUGCUAGAUCCAUUAAUCCUGCCACAGGACAGAGCUGGGAGGUGACUGGGGUGUCACCCUGCGUGGUCAUCAAUGCUAAAGAUGCCGUUGACAAAGCCAAAUCCAUCCUCAGGGUUAGAAGAGCCAUCUCUACAGCAGUUCAGAGCAUCUCCAACACUAUUAAACGCUUCUACGCGUUCACAGAUCGAGUCCCGGUUCUUCUUCACCACCUGGCCUCGACCGAUUUCUUUUCCACAAUCUCAGAAGAGGACCUGGUGUCCAAACUGAAUUACGAGCUGCAGGCGGUGACAGAAGACCCCCGAUUGAGUGUGAAAACAGCGACAGACGACUCUGCCGCUCUCGAAGACUCCAUGGAGCUGAUCAGGAAGGCGGAUGCUCCAGGGUCCCGGGACGGCUCCGUGGACCGGAUUAUCAAAGUGAACAUUCUGCCGGGAAACACAGGUUAUAUCCGGUUUGACGGGUUUGCCGAAGUAUACCGGUUGAUGGAAUCACGGCCCAGGAUUUUCAGAAAGCUGCUGGAUUCUAUUGGAGGUACGGAAAGCCUUAUCGUUGACCUCCGCUCCAACACGGGGGGGCCUUCGGAAGCAGUGCCCCUUCUGCUUUCCUAUUUUCAUGACCCGUCUCCUCCAACUCACUUCUACACCAUCUACAGUCGGGUGGGAAACACCACGACCGAAUUUCACACACGGCCCAGUGCCUUGGGCACCCCCUACGGGUCAAAGAGGGGGAUCUACAUCCUGACGAGCCACUACACCGCCACUUCCGCAGAGGAAUUCUCCUACCUCAUGCAGUCGCUUCACCGAGCCACAGUCAUUGGGGAGAUCACUUCCGGCACCCUUCUGCACUCCAGAUCAUUUCCUGUAGAGGGCACGGACAUAGUCAUCACCAUCCCAACCCUAAACCUCAUAGACAAUAACGGGGAAUGCUGGCUUGGAGGGGGCGUUGUCCCAGAUGCCAUUGUGUUGGCGGAAGAAGCGUUGGACAGGGCACUUGAAAUCAUUACAUUCCACCCUGAAGUCCACUCCCUGGUGGACGGCACCGGGGAGCUGGUGGAGGGCCAUUACGCGGUCACAGAAGUUGCCACAGAGAUCAGAAAGGUCCUCAAGUCGAAGUGGGCGGAAGGCCUGUAUCGGUCAGUGGUGGACUACGAGUCCCUCGCGUCCGAGCUGACCACAAACCUCCACGAGAUAUCGGGAGACCACCGCCUGCACGUCUUCUACAGCGACACGGAGCCGGACGAGUUCGAAGAGGGGCCGACAAUUCCCACGGCGGACGAGCUUGGGUACAUCAUCAACGACCUCUUCAAGACGGAGAUCCUCCCGGGCAACGUGGGCUACCUGAGGCACGACAUGAUGGCCGACGUGGACACCGUGAGAGCUCUCGGCCCCCAGCUGGUCAAGCUCGUCUGGAACAAGUUGGUCGACACGGACACCCUGAUCAUCGACAUGCGGUACAACACGGCGGGUUACUCCACCUCCAUUCCGCUCCUGUGCUCUUAUUUCUUCGAAGCGGACCCGGUGCAGCACCUCUACACUCUGUUCGACCGCUCCAAGGCGACCAUGACCGAGGUCUCGACGCUCCCACAGACGCUGGGGCGGCGGUACGGCUUGCACAAGGACAUUUACAUUCUCACCAGUCACAUGACCGGUUCGGCUGCAGAGGUCUUCACGAGAGCGAUGAAGGACCUGGGCCGGGCCACGGUGGUCGGGGAGCCGACCAUUGGGGGCUGCCUAUCGAUCGGGACGUAUCAGAUCAGGGACAGCCCGUUGUACGUCUCGGUCCCCACACAGACGGUCCUGAGCGCGGUGACCGGAAAAGUCUGGAGUGUUUCCGGAGUCGAGCCGCACGUCACUGCCUCAGCUAACGACGCACUGAUGACCGUGGAAAAAAUAAUCCGCCUUCGAUCCAAAAUGUCCUCCAUCGUCCAAGCGGCAGGCUGCCUGGUGGCCGAUAACUAUGCUUUCACAGAGGUCGGAGCGGAAGUGGCAGAGAAACUUGGUGAGCGAGCUAAGAAGGGCCAGUAUAGGAUGGUCAACUCUGAGGCAGAACUCGGGACAAUCCUCUCUGCUGCCUUGACAGAGCUAUCAGGGGAUAAGAAUUUAAAGAUUGAUGUUCCAGAGACUUCCAAAGUCAUUUUAGGACCAAUCCAUCAGCAGGUUCAGUCCCCAGAGGCUCUGGCUGAGCUCAUUAAGGACUCCUUCCAGACAGACGUGCUGGAGAACAACAUUGGCUACCUUCGAUUCGACACAUUCUGGGAUUUUGAAGUCACUGCCAAAAUAGCACAGCUGCUGGCAGAACACGUCUGGAUCAAAAUUGUGAAUACGGACGCUCUUAUUCUCGACCUCAGGCACAAUGUGGGUGGAUCCCUCAAAUCUAUUCCGGGUUUGAGUGCUUUCUUCCUCGGUGUAAACGAGAAGAUUCUGCUGGACAAACUGUAUAACAGAUCGUCUGACAGUACGGUUGAGAUGUGGACUCCAUCAGGCCUAACAGCGGAGACGUACGGCCCGGAGAAGCGCGUGGUCGUUCUGACCAGCGGCGUGACCGCGGGGGCGGCGGAGGAGUUCGUGCACGUCCUGAAGAGGCUCGGCCGGGCCACGGUGGUGGGCCGCACCACGGGGGGCGGCGCGCCGGCCACCGGCACCUUCCGCGUGGCCGAAACGGACCUGCGCCUGAGCGUGCCCACGGUGCGGUCGGCGGGCCCGCGGGGCCCCGCGUGGGAGGGGGCCGGCGUCACGCCCCACGUCGACGUCACGCCCGCAGACGCCGCCCUGGGCAGAGCCGUGGAGAUCCUGACGAAGCACCUCACGGGCGUGAAGUGA
This is a messenger RNA of Conger conger (European conger), 3660 nucleotides long. RefSeq names its product retinol-binding protein 3-like. Gene Ontology annotation, molecular function: serine-type peptidase activity. NCBI's taxonomy places the organism in Eukaryota, Metazoa, Chordata, Actinopteri, Anguilliformes, Congridae. Gene Ontology annotation, biological process: proteolysis. The transcript is spliced from 4 exons. The record is from RefSeq and is a predicted model, not a curated record. The coding region runs from base 1 to 3660 and encodes 1219 amino acids.